Molecule: messenger RNA, 1332 nt
Organism: Hyphopichia burtonii NRRL Y-1933
Lineage: Eukaryota; Fungi; Ascomycota; Pichiomycetes; Serinales; Debaryomycetaceae
Exons: 1
Coding region: 1-1332 (443 amino acids)
Biological process (GO): regulation of gene expression
Cellular component (GO): cytoplasm; Rpd3L-Expanded complex; Rpd3L complex
Molecular function (GO): histone binding
Source: RefSeq, a predicted model, not a curated record
AUGUCUAAUGAGGAACCAGAGAACGUGGAAAUUAUUGAAAGCCAGGAAACAUCACCUAUUGAUGAAAAAACACAGAAAAAUUACAGCAUUUGGAAGAAGAAUGCCCCAUUUUUAUACGAUUAUGUCUUUACAAGUUCAUUGAUAUGGCCUUCAACCACGGUUCAAUUCCUUCCAGACUUAGAAAAACUGGUUACCAAUGCAGAUACAAGCUUUACACCAAAGAAUAAAGAUUCUGCCGAAAAUGAUCUCGUGUAUCAAAGACUACUCAUAGGGUCCUUCACUCUGGGAAUGGGAAUAGACACCGUUUCAAUCUACCAGCUUCCUUAUUAUAGAAAUUUGAAUAAAAACUUAACUAUAGACAAACUAAAUUUCAAUCCAAGGAAGGAAGAGUUCGAGUUAAACAAUGUCUCAAAGCUUUCCGCCAACCAAUUACAAAAAAUCAAUCAUAAAGGUGACGUUAAUAGGUUAAAAUACAUGCCUCAAAAUCCUGAUGUUAUUGCCAGUGCCAACAAUUUAGGAGAUUUAGUAAUCUACGAUCGAACGAAGCACUCCAAUGUUUUCAACUCCAUCAACACUGAUAUAAAUGAACCUCAACUACGUUUGGUGAAUUCCAAAAAUUCUGUUAGCGAUAUCUUUGCUCUAGAUUGGAAUAAACAGAAAGAAGGGGUAAUAGUAUCGGGUAAUAUGUCAGGAGACAUUAAUGUACAUGAUAUAAAAAGGGACUUUAUUUCAAAAGACUCAACUAAAAUAUCAACAUGCUCAAAUUAUUCCAAUAAAAAUAUUGGGAUAAACGAUAUAGAAUGGGAACCCAAUCAUGAUAGUUUAUUUUAUUGUGUGGAUGACGAAGGAUUUAUAAAAUUAUAUGAUACUAGACUAGAUACGAAUGAAUUCAAUGUAAUAUCACAUAAUGAGUCACCGUAUGGAAUCAAUAGUUUGAGUAUAAAUCCCAAAAAUUCCAAGUGCAUAGCUACUGCUAAUGUUGAAGGAAAAACCAGUAUUUGGGAUAUUCGGAAUUUCGGUACUUAUAAGAAUGAACCACUUUAUAGGAUUCAAAGUCAUAAGGAUUCUAUUACACAAUUAAAAUGGCAUCCAAAUUUUCAUAAUGUUUUAGGAUCAUCUUCUACAGAUCGUCUGGUUAAAAUUUUCAAUGUUUCUAAUAUAAAUGAUGAAAACAGCGGGUUGUUUUUCACUCAUAGUGGUCAUAUGUUAGGAGUGUAUGAUUUCGAUUGGUCGUUGCAUGAUGAAUGGAUGAUUGCCAGUGUUUCUGAUGAUAAUUCAUUUCACGUUUGGAAACCUUGCCAAAAUAUUGUACAAAAUUUCAAAUCUAUAUAG